This is a messenger RNA of Polyodon spathula (Mississippi paddlefish), 2881 nucleotides long. Its product is annotated as calsequestrin-2-like. Bases 217 to 1506 code for a protein of 429 amino acids. The record is from RefSeq and is a predicted model, not a curated record. Gene Ontology annotation, biological process: regulation of cardiac muscle contraction by regulation of the release of sequestered calcium ion. Gene Ontology annotation, molecular function: calcium ion binding. NCBI's taxonomy places the organism in Eukaryota, Metazoa, Chordata, Actinopteri, Acipenseriformes, Polyodontidae. The transcript has 11 exons. Gene Ontology annotation, cellular component: sarcoplasmic reticulum lumen.
AUUUCUACAGCCUGUCUUUUUUUGUCUUUCUCUUUGUCUUGGGCAGAGAACUACAGCGGCAGACUGGCUUUCUCUGUUAUGAAGAGCUUCCAGUAAAACUUAAACUGAGGAGAUACAGCUAUAGGGACAUACCACAGCUCCUGUCUGUGUCUUACAGCCCUUUAAUUGAAUUGAAUUGAAUUGAAUUGUAUUUUAUUAUUUCUCUCUAUUGCAAACAUGAGGAUCAUCUGCUUCUUGCUGCCGUGUCUUUAUCUAAUCUCAUUUUGUAUUGCGGAAGAAGGGCUUGAAUUUCCCACUUACGAUGGAAAGGACAGAGUGAUAGACAUUGAUGCAAAAAAUUACAAGAAGGCCCUGAAGAAGUAUGAUAUGUUGUGUCUCCUCUACCAUGAACCCAUUCCUUCCAGCAAGGAGUUGCAGAAGCAGUUUCAAAUGACUGAGCUGGUGUUGGAGCUCGCUGCUCAGGUUCUGGAAGAUAAACACAUUGGGUUUGGAAUGGUAGAUUCAAAGAAAGAUGUCAAAGUGGCCAAAAAACUUGAUCUGAACGAGGAAGGCAGUGUUUAUGUGUUCAAAGCUGAACGUGUCAUUGAGUUUGAUGGAGAACUCGCUGCAGAUGUCCUGGUUGAAUUUCUGUUAGAUCUGAUGGAAGAACCAGUGGAGUUCAUCAGCAACCCCUCAGAACUCCGAGCCUUUGACAACAUCGACCAGGAGAUAAAACUCAUUGGCUAUUUCAAAAACGAAGAUUCAGAACAUUUCCAUGCUUUUGAAGAGGCAGCUGAGCACUUCCAGCCUUACAUUAAAUUCUUUGCAACAUUCGACAAAGGAGUUGCAAAGAAACUUACUUUGAAAUUGAAUGAGGUGGACUUUUAUGAAGCUUUCAUGGAAGACCCAGUUACCAUUCCUGGAAAGACACACACUGAAGAGGAAAUUGUGGAGUAUGUGAAUGAACACAAAAGAGCUACUCUUAGAAAGUUACGUGCACAAGACAUGUUUGAGACCUGGGAGGACGAUUUGGAUGGAUCCCACAUUGUUGCCUUUGCUGAAGAGGAAGACCCUGAUGGUUUUGAGUUCCUGGAGAUUCUGAAAGAAGUGGCCAGAGACAACACCAACAACCCUGACCUCAGUAUUUUGUGGAUUGACCCAGAUGACUUUCCAUUGUUGAUCGCUUACUGGGAGAAAACCUUCAAAAUUGACCUCUAUAAACCCCAAAUUGGAGUGGUAAAUGUUACUGAUGCUGAUAGCGUGUGGAUGGACAUCACAGAUGAUGAAGACCUACCCACAGCUCAGGAGCUGGAGGACUGGAUUGAGGAUGUGUUGUCUGGGAAAGUGAACACUGAGGAUGAUGAUGAUGAUGAAGAUGAUGACGACGACGACGAUGAUGAUGAUGACAAUGAUGACGACGACGAUGAUGAUGAUGAUGAUGAUGACGAUGACGAUGACGAUGACGAUGACGAUGACGAUGAUGAUGAGGAGGACGACAACGAUGACGACGAUGAUGAUGAUGAUUAAUUUAUUAACUGUGUAUCAAUGACAGAAUCUUUCAUCACAGGCAUUAUACAAAUACUUAGACUUACAGUCUGUACUGGAUUCUGCUACUCAAAAAAGGAUUCCUCUGCCAGUGGCAGCAAGUUCAGGAAAAAUUCCACCUUGAACAAUUUUAUAGAUAAAACAAUUUUGUACAUUUUGUACUUUCACUAUUUUAUCCUAAAUAAGAAAAGAAUUACCAGUUAAACAAUGGUUUCAAAAUCAGAAAUGUAAUUAUGUGAAUAACACGUGAAAAAAACAAAACAUUAUUUUAUAUUUUACUAAUGUAAAAUGUUACAGGUAAAGAUAAAAGGUCAGGCAUGUUUGAAAAUUAAACUUUUUAACUUACAGAUUUUUUUUUUGCUGAAAACCUACCAUUUGCUUGUAUGAGGUCAUUACGAAUAGUUUGAGAAUCUAGCCCAUAGUGGUUAAAACCUAAAAUAUACAAAACCAAAUCCCUUUAACUACUUUACUUUACUAUUGCCAACAUAUGUUGGUUUAAAAAAGCAAAAUCUCUCUUUGGACCAGAGAUAGCUAUGAAACUUUAGAAAAAAUGUAUUUAGGGAUAAAUGUCUUGAGUUGGUCAUGUCUAUGACAGUUCAAUAAUGUAAUAAUAAUGUAAUAAUUAAUUCUGUCAAGGCUAUAGUGUAUUCUGUGUUUUGAACUCUGAGAAAGGAGUGGUAUGCUACACAGAAUAACACUGGUAAACUAACAACGAGAAGCUCAACUGUUUUUACAAGAUACUGUAAUAUCGACUUCUACUUGUUUACGCCCAUCGCAAAAGGCAACUAUAGAGUAAGCGGUAAAAACGUUCUGUAUAUGACACAUUAGAGUUAAAAUACUUUAGGGUUAAAAUACAUAUCACAUCUGUAUGUCACCCUUAUUUAAAUAAGUUUUUUUUUUUUUUUUUUUAAAGUAAAAUAAGGUUUGAUUCAUGUUUAAGGUAGUCAUGAGCAUCAAACUACAUUUUAUUCAUUAGAAAAAUCUUUAAAUACCUCUUGAGAAUAGGGCCUAACAUGUUAAAGUCGCAGUCUCCAAUAUUGUGCCAAAAACAUUUAUGCCAUUUUCUGACCAGAGAUGCUUUUUCAGUACGUCUAGUAAAACAAUGUAUUUUCAAAGGCAGGUCAAACAUGGCUUCACUAUUGUUCUGUUGACAUUUAUAACCAAAUAAAUGAUGUGAAUGAAGCUUCCUACCUUGCACCCUUCUCACAGGUGUUCCUUAUGAUCCAUCAAUGUACAUGUUUUGGAGAUUAGACUCCUGUGAAAAGCUGUUAUCUUUCUUUCUUGUUGAAGCAUGUUAGGGGAAAUUGGCCAUCUAUUAUCAGGAAUGUACCUUAAUAAUAAAAACAAUUAUAAACUA